Messenger RNA from Coregonus clupeaformis (lake whitefish), 1661 nucleotides. RefSeq names its product cyclic AMP-dependent transcription factor ATF-2-like. NCBI's taxonomy places the organism in Eukaryota, Metazoa, Chordata, Actinopteri, Salmoniformes, Salmonidae. Gene Ontology annotation, biological process: regulation of transcription by RNA polymerase II. Gene Ontology annotation, molecular function: cAMP response element binding; DNA-binding transcription factor activity, RNA polymerase II-specific. The coding region runs from base 231 to 1661 and encodes 476 amino acids. The record is from RefSeq and is a predicted model, not a curated record. The transcript is spliced from 11 exons.
GGUACACAAAGAUAUCGCACGUGUACCGAUUUCUUGGCAUUAGUGGGGAUUUAAGCGUUAAGAAAAAUGUGUCUGAUAAAUGCACAUCCUUCCUGUAUUAACAUGAGUAAAUAUAGCUACGGUACUAUGCUUGCAGAUGCUAAGUUACCCUGACUGAAGGCGGUGUGGAUAGGACUAGCAAGCAAGCUAGUUGGUGAUGCUGAGGAGGGGUAUAAAAGGAAUUCCUAAAUAUGAGUGAUGACAAACCGUUCUUAUGUUCUGCUGCUGGGUGUGGUCAGCGAUUUACAAAUGAAGACCAUUUGGCUGUCCACAAACACAAGCACGAGAUGACACUAAAGUUUGGUCCAGCAAGAGACAACAGUGUCCUAGUGGCCGACCAAACGCCAACACCUACACGCUUUUUGAAGAACUGUGAGGAAGUUGGACUCUUCAACGAGCUUACCAGUCCUUUGGUGCAUGACUUCAAAAGAGCUGCUGUGUAUGACAUCAAAAAGAUGCCCUUGGAUUUGUCACCUCUUGCCACACCGAUGAUCAUACGAAACAAAAUUGAGGACCACUCAGUUGUGGCAGCACAUCGGGACAGCCCUCUGCCCCAUCCGGAAUCUACAACAAGUGAUGACAAGGAGGUAUCUUUGCAGCCGACCUCACUGCCGACCUCUGCUAUAGUCCAUCCUGCAUCCCUCCACGUCCCCAAUGUACUCCUAGCAACCUCAGACGCUAGUGUUGUUAUACAGCAGGCUCUCCCAUCGCCAACGUCUAGCUCUGUAAUUACCCAAGCCCCAUCCACUAAUAGGCCAAUAGUUCCAGUCUCUGGCACGUUCCCUGUAAUCUUACAGCUGCCUAAUGGACAGACGAUGCCCAUCGCUAUCCCAGCAACCAUCGCAUCCAGUGUGCCCAGACCAACCGCCAUUCCUAAGCUGAGAGCCGUAGUGAGCCAGCAGCUCCCUCAGGUAACCAAUGAAGAUGCUGGUGUUGUCAAGAGCAGUGCUGUGACCCACAUUGCAGCCCUGGCUCCAGCCUUGACCCCUUCCCCUGGUCCAGCCACAUCACCUGCCCCUCCCCCGGUCCCGCCUGAGGAACCCAGCCCCCAGCCCCUCCAGCAGCCUGCCACCUCCACCACUGAGACGCCUACGUCCCCUGCCCAGCACACCCCGAUCACAGGGGGCCGGCGGCGCAGAGCCACCAGCGAGGACCCGGACGAGAAGAGGCGCAAGUUCCUGGAACGCAACCGAGCAGCGGCGUCCCGCUGCAGACAGAAGAGGAAGGUCUGGUUGUCUUCACUGGAGAAGAAGGCUGAGGACCUCAACUCUAUGAACGGACAACUACAGAAUGAAGUCACCCUGCUGAGAAAUGAAGUGGCUCAGCUGAAGCAUCUUCUUCUGGCUCAUAAAGAUUGCCCUGUAACCGCCAUGCAGAAGAAAUCAGCCUAUCACACGUCUGAGAAGGAGGACAGCUGUGAGGAGAUGUCAGUCCCGGACAGCCUUCAGAGCGAGGUCAUCCAGCACAGCUCCGUCAGCACAUCCAACGGAGUCAGCUCCUCCUCCACGACCCCUGCUGCCUCCGCCCCUGCUUUGGCCCACGUCCCAACCACAGCAGACCAGAGCACGGAGGAAGGCCAGCCCCAGGGGGGUGGUGCCCAGACUCAGCCCUCGGGAAGCUGA